AUGUCAACUUCUUCAGCUUGCUUCGAGAACCUGCCACCAACACUAAGCUCAACAUAUGGAGAAGGAACUGUCCUACAUUUUGGGGGCCUGAAGAGCUACGUCCCUGGCUCAACUGAAUCUAAGCUUGCAGUCCUUCUAGUCUCCAAUGUUGUUGGAUAUGAAAACCCAAACUUAAGGAAACUUGCGGAUAAAGUUGCUACAGCUGGAUUUUUUGUGGUGGUUCCUGAUUUCUUUUAUGGCGACCCUAUGAAUCUUGAUAAUCCUCAAUUCGACCGUGAGGCAUGGCAUAAAGCCCAUAGCGUGGAAAAAGGAUACGAGGAUGCCAAGCCAGUGCUUGCCGCUCUAAAAAGUCAAGGUGUUUCUGCAAUAGGAGCUGCAGGAUUUUGCUGGGGAGGGAAUGUAGUGGCCAAACUUGCAAAAUCUGAUGACAUUAAGGCCGCUGUGAUAUUGCAUCCUGGCCGGUUAGCAGAUGAAGAUGUACAUGAGGUUAAGGUUCAUACUGCAAUAUUGGGAGCUGAGAUUGACAAAAAUUCACCCCCAGAACAAUUGAAACAAUUUGGGGAUAUUUUAUCAGUAAAGUCAGAGUUUGAUAGCUUUGUGAAAAUAUUUCCUGGAGUGGCUCAUGGAUGGACAAUAAGCUACAAUGCGGAGGAUGAAACUGCAGUCAAGAGUGCCGAAGAGGCUCAAUUGGACAUGUUAAAAUGGUUUACCAAGUAUGUCAAGUAAGAAAACAUGUAGGAAGUGAGCUUUGAAGCUCAACAAUCCUUGGA
This is a messenger RNA of Rosa chinensis, 770 nucleotides long. RefSeq names its product endo-1,3;1,4-beta-D-glucanase. The transcript is spliced from 7 exons. NCBI's taxonomy places the organism in Eukaryota, Viridiplantae, Streptophyta, Magnoliopsida, Rosales, Rosaceae. Bases 1 to 726 code for a protein of 241 amino acids. Gene Ontology annotation, molecular function: hydrolase activity. The record is from RefSeq and is a predicted model, not a curated record.